AUGGAGAUGUCCUUCCCUGCCCCGUUCAGGAGCAAGUUCAACCCUAACGCCGGAAGCAACAUCGACUACUCCAUGACUGCUCCCCUGAAGGCUGACGGAUCCGACUACCCUUGCAAGGGCUACCAGUCUGACUUCGGAACCAGCGCCGGCAAGUCAACCGCCACCUUCGCCGCCGGAACCACAAACAACAUCACCAUCGUCGGCGGUGCUCCCCACGAGGGCGGCAGCUGCCAGGUUUCUCUGUCCAGCGACAGCGGCAAGACCUUCACCGUCAUCCAGAGCAUCAUCGGCAACUGCCCCGUCCAGACCAGCGGCAACUUCGACUUCGAGAUCCCCUCGGACGCCCCUACUGGAGACGUCCUGCUGGCCUGGUCUUGGCACAACGCCGUCGGCAACCGCGAGAUGUACAUGAACUGCGCUGCCGUCACCAUCACCGGAGGCAGCAGCAAGGUGAAGAGGGACACCGCCGAGAAGGUCGACGACAAGAAGGAGAAGCGCGCCACCGCCUACAGCGCUCGCCCGCAGAUCUUCGUCGCAAACGUCGGCAACGGCUGCACCACAGUCGAGGGCGGCGCCGUCGAGUACCCCAGCCCUGGCGACGACGUCACGAGAAACAGCCAGAACGCCCUUGCGCCAUCUGGCAGCUGCGGAACUUCGACUGGAGGGUCUGGCUCUGGUUCCGGCUCGGGAUCUGGUUCGAGCUCCGGCGUUGCCUCCAGCGCUGCCGCCUCGACACCAGUCGCUGACCCGACCACGGCCGCAGCAGGAGAGACUCCCACUUCAGCGUACGUAUCCCCGUCACUUUCUUCACCAUCAUCACCCCCUAUCAUGUUCUCGAGCACGACGCUUGCCGUGUCUCUCACUUCUGUGUCUCCUUCUGCUUCUCUGUCCACUGCACAAGCGAAGUCUGACACGACCUUCAUCGACUCCAGUUUGACCCUCACCGUCGUACCUGUAAGCUCACCAGCCUCUCCCUCUAGUUCUCUGCCCGGCGGCGUCUUCUUCACUGCCACCACUGGCGGCUCCGGCUCCGGCUCCGGCUCCGAGACCACCACUCCUCUCGCAACCCCUGAGCCGACCACCCUCGCGACCGUGACCACGGCAGCGGGCGGAUCAGGCUCCGGCGCAGCGACCACCACGUCGACCGCCGCCCCGGCCUCUGGCACGGGCACGAGCGGCUCCGACGCCGGCCUGUUCACGCCCGGCACGGCCUGCACCAGCGAGGGCCAGUGGAACUGCAUCGGCGGCACCUCGUUCCAGCGGUGCGCGAGCGGCACGUGGUCGGUGCAGAUGGCCCUGGCCGCGGGCACGAGCUGCACCGCCGGCGUGAGCGACUCGCUCGACAUGUUUGCGACCAGCAACAAGGCGCGCCGCUUCCACGGCAGCCGCGGCCGGCGAUACGAGGGCGCGCGUCGCCAGAUGGUCUAG
This is a messenger RNA of Phaeoacremonium minimum UCRPA7, 1428 nucleotides long. Its product is annotated as putative spore coat protein sp96 precursor-like protein. The transcript has a single exon. The record is from RefSeq and is a predicted model, not a curated record. Lineage: Eukaryota; Fungi; Ascomycota; Sordariomycetes; Togniniales; Togniniaceae. Bases 1 to 1428 code for a protein of 475 amino acids.